UCGAGCAAAGUGGAGUUUUUCAAGGGUUGGAGGCAAAUCUGACAGAACUUCAAGGAUAGUUAAAUUGUUUUUCUUUAAAUUUUGCCCUAUUUUGAAAAAAACCAAACACAUUUGAGUCAAUAAUACAGAAAGUGAUUGGACGCCAGCAUCUUGCUUCUGACGAUAAAUUGUGUGUGGCUCAGUUAAGCACGCACCUGCGAGUUUUCGGGUGACUAGAGUUGCUAUGCGCUGGAAGAUAGCCCACCUUCGGUGUGAAGGGACUGGCUAAGAAGAAAGACAAGUUUUUGGUUUCAAGCCCCGCUCCCUGGAUUGUGUAUUCUAAAUCCUGCAAAUGAUUUAUGACACUAGUGUUGUGAUACUGUAUUGUCGAAUGAGGAAUUAUGCAAUUAUACAGUACAAAAAGAGGCUCUCCAGCCCAUCAUGUCUGUGCUGGUUAUCAAGCACCAGUUUGCCCGAGUUUCUCAGCAGUUGGCUUGUGGCCUUGUUUGCUGUGGCACUUCAAGUGAUUGUCUAAAUACUACUUAAAUGCUGCAGUGGUUCAUGUCUUAGCACACUUUUAGGCAGUGUUCUGGAGACCUAUAACCGUUUGGCAAGCUUCCUGCCCUUUACCUUAAAUUUUUAGCCUGUACUUAUUGAUCCCUAACUACAAAGAGGAAAGGUUUGUUCUUAUUUACUGUAGCUAUCCCACUCAUGAUCAUGUACAUCUCAAUCAGGUGGUCCUUUGGUCUUGUGUACUCUAGAGAGUCCCAGUCUACGUAGUUUUUCUUCAUCGCUGAAACAUGCUAGCCCAGACAACAUUGCGAUGAAUCUCCUCUGCACCUCUGUGAAUACAGGUCAAAAGUACUGAUUUAAAAUCUUACUGUCUUCCAGCUCCACCCACAAUCUGGGAUCUAGUCACAUGCACACCAAAAUCCAGCUGGUUGACUAACACCCUGAAGGCUGCAGAAUCCCCAGUGGAAAAUGAUAUACUGUUCUUCGAGUUUGCAUUGAGGUUUGCUGAAGCACUGCAGCAAGCCUGAGACAGCUGUUGACCAGAGAACACUUGAACUAGCAGGCAGUAGGAAGCUCAGGGUGAAUAUAUGUGUUCUGCAAGGUGGUCUGCCUUUGGAACUCUGUAUCAAGUUUAAUAAUUUUGGGUCGGGCCUUCUACCACAAUCAUGCCCCAACCCCCAUACACCAAGCCUCGUCAUCAAAUGGGCUGCUAUCACAGUCAUCCCAUUGGCUGCUAAUUGGGAUCAUUAGCAACCAACAUCGAUUCACCAAGCUGACCUUUACACAUUCCUUUGUCCAGUUAUUGUUUCUGUCUCUCUUUGCUUUGUCUCUACCUGUUGUAUGCUCCCUACCCCCUCCCCACCCAUUUUCAGCAUUUGUACCAACCUUUUCCUAGCCGCAAUCAGUUUUGAAGAAGUUUUGAAUGGAGCUCAAAUGUUAACUAGUUUGCGGAGAUGCUGGCAGAGCUGGUGAAUGUAGCAAACCUCCACAUUUAGAAAAUGGAUUCCCAACUAACGAAUUUACUUCCGAGACCUUGUUUGAUGUGGGUACGAAGAUCACUUAUAAAUGUAAUUUGGGUUAUGUAUUUAAGAAAGCGAUGUUAAAUGGUUCAAGAUCUGUUACUUGCAAGGAAGAUUCAACAUGGACACCACUAGAGGUCAUUUGUGAGCCAAAAACCUGUGGUAACCCAGGCACGAUAGCAAAUGGAUAUUAUGAGGCAACAAGUGCUACUUUUGGAAGUAAAGUUACUUUUCACUGUGACAGAGGAUAUAAGAUGGUGGGUAGAAGUUUUCGAGUUUGUAAAGCUGAUGGUUGGGAUGGCCAAAUCCCAGCAUGUGAGGCCAUCACCUGUGAUGACCUUCCACCUAUCAGUAAUGGGAAAACUCCAACACCACCCUAUGGAGAUCACUGGAAAUAUGGAAUGGUUGCAGCAUAUUCUUGUAACAAUGGCAUUUCAUUGAUUGGUGCAGAUAAGCUUAUUUGUACAGCGACUGGAAAGUGGGACAAUGAUCCUCCUACAUGUAAAAUUGUUGAAUGUCAACGUCCUGAACUGCCUGCAAAUGGCAAUAUAAAAGAAGGACUGGGACCCAUAUAUAAAUAUCAAGAAACCAUCAGCUAUAUUUGUAAUGAAGGUUUUGAGAUGGUUGGCAAGCAUGUGAUUGAAUGUAAAGACAAUAAUACAUUUGUACCAGCACCACCUAUCUGCAAACCAAGGAACUGUGGAAAUCCAGGAAAUAUAUUGAAUGGAUAUUAUGAAAUCCAUAAUACAUCUUCUGAAAUGAAAGCUACUUUUUAUUGUAACAAAGGAUACCAGAUGGUGGGUAGGAACUACAGUUUGUGUAAAGCUGAUGGUUGGGAUGGCCAAGUCCCAACAUGUAAAGAAAUAAAAAUACCCCUGCCUCGUAAAAUUGGAGAGACCAAGGAGAAUCCCCCUGUAACUUAUGUCGAAGAUGGAGGAGGACUUGGUACUACAGGUAUUGUUAUCAGUUGUACUAUUGGCGUUUGUGUUGGUAUUGGUGGUGCUGCUGGAUUGUACUUUUAUAAUAAAAAACGGCAGCGUACCUUGUGUAAGAAAGUUCACAUCAAUCCUCAACCCAGUGAAAACCAAGUGGAGACCAAUGUUAAUGAGUACCAUGAUCACCCAGCAUGAUCUUUAAACAAGUCAAACUUAUGAUUAUAAUAGGUCAAAACUGAAAAUAGUACUCACUUUUGAUGUAAACUUCGGACAAAAUCCCAAUUCAGUUAAUCACAUUUCAAAUCACAAAUGAACUGAAGCACCUACCUUCUCAGAUUUAUUACAAAGCAAAUUUGAUGCAACUGUUGGUAUUUUCAACACAAAAUGCCAAAAAUAUUCCGCAGCUCUGGCAGCAACUGUGCAAAGGUAACUGUUAACAUUUGCCAUUGAUCUAAAAAGUCAAUAUUGCUGCUGUCCCCACAGAUGCUGCUAGACCUGCUGAGUAUUUCCAGCGUUUUCUUGUUGUCUUUCAGAUUUCCAGGAUCUACAAUAUUUUGCUCUAAUCUAUCAAGGAGCGAAGUUUUCGUGCCAGAUGUUCUAUCCUUUAGGCAAUUGCACUUUAGUGAAAACUUCAGGCUAGUUUUGAUUUUUGAUACCUGUGCAGUCGAUGUUGCUUUAUAAACAUGUCCACUGGAAAUUGUGAUUUAGAUUUGAACACAGUUUAAAAAAUGUUAUUCCAUUGUUUAUUUGAAUAUGUUUUAUAAAUAUAUUUGUCCCUCACUGACUGUUGUAUUUUAAGAGAUGCAAAUAGGUCCAUGAAUAAGUUAUUGUCACUUUUAUUUAGACUUCUUUGUGAAUUACUGAUUGGCAUCCUGCUUCUGGAAACUUACUGUUAAUUGCCUUAAACAGCAAAGUGCAGUAGAGUCUUUGAUGAGACCAGGCUUGAUUUUGGCUGUUCUUCACCUUACACAAUAUGUUGUAUCUGUGCAACUUCAUGAAAGAAGUAAAACUUCAGUAAUACAAAAGAAAGGUCUAUCCUCCAGUUUUAAAACAAACCCUUGAAUUUUUGUUACUGUUCUGUUUGAUGAUUAACGAAGAGAAACUAUUGUCUUUGUUGUAUUUGAAGCUAAAGCUGAAACAUGAUAGUUGAAUGCUUAUUCGUUCUCUCCUGUACCUCCCAGUUGAAACAUUCUGUUAAAAUUAGAUGCAUGGGUGUAUUUUCCGAUGAACAACUUGAAGAUGAGGUCAUUUAUUGUAAAAUUUGUUUUUGUUGAAAAGUUAAUUGUGCAUUACUUCAUACUUCUAGAGAAUCAAACUUUAAGAUAAAUCAAACUAUUUUUAUCUGAUAGCGUACUUUUGCUGAACUUGAGUCACUGUUCAGGUUCUGAUCAGUUUUUUACAACUUUUCACUGUGUUGUGAAUGGAUAAUUUUCAAAUUCCUUUUAACAUCUGCUCUAAUAUCUGAAAUACUUUGACUGUAAGUAUGCUGAAGGCAUUUCCUAAUCCUGUGUCCUGAAUGAGUUACUUGUCACAAUUUAGAGCAAUAUUUCAUACCCAUUCCACCACUAAAGGAUUAAUUCAGCGCCAUCAAAAGUUAGAGUAUCACAUUCAACAACAGCACAUUGUCUUCACCAUGCCAACACUAGUUAUUAUGCAGCAAAAAAGAAUGUCAAGUUAAAAAGCAAAUUUAUAGAAAUGAAUGCAAUGGCAAAGUGUGCGACUGAAUUCAAUAAAUUUGAUUCAUGCCUAACAACUAGCGUACAACCAAGUGAACUGCUCCGUUGUUCUUUUAAAAAUAACAACUGGCUUAUUAAUGUCAUUCAGGAAAGGGAAUAUGCCACCCUACCUGGGCUAGCUUAUUCAUGAAUCCCAAAUGAGUAGUUCAUUUUUUAUGCCUUCUGCUUUAGACAUUCAGACCAUAGUCAUAGUUCAGUUGAUUUCAUGAAAUAUUGAUGCCAUUAUUUUCUCAGGAUAACUGUAUGUAUCUGAUAUAAAUUGUAUUGGUACUGUUAUCCAUAUGCCAAGAAAAUUUGUUUUUAAAAGCAUUCAAGGUCAAACUUUGCUGAAUUGUUUAAAAAAAAAUUGGCUUGGUAUAACCAAACGUGACUCUCUUAUUAGUGAAUAUCACCAACUUCAAAAUGGUUGACCUAAAGUAGGAAAAUUAAGGAAUAUUCAUUUUAAACAAUAUUGGUAUUUAAUUUUAUCUUUGUCUAAAGAGCCCAAAAAUGCUAAUAACUCUAAUCCACAUAAUUGUAAAAAUGUUUAUGAUGCAUCUCCUGAGUUUUUGAUUUAAUUCAUUAAUGCUUUAAUCGCAAGGAGAAAGAGAGCACAAGGUUUUUACUAUUAAAAUAAAUCCGAUUUCAAUAUUUAAUUUUUCAAUCUGUUCUAAAUGAAUAUACUUUUUAACAGCAGAGGUCACGUUGGUUUAUUUUCCUGUUGUAUAAAUGUACCAUUUUAGUUUUCAAUCUCUUGCCACCGAUGGAAUCUAAUUAACCAUGCAUAUCACCUGUAUUUAUCUGUGAUCGUCUGAGUUCUGAAAUGUUGACUGUGCUUUCUCACCACAGAUGCUGCCAGACGUGCUGAGUUUUUCUGAUUUCUGGCAUUUUCAGUUCUUUGGUUUUUGAACUGUAAGUAUCAGUUCUGCUCAUCAAAGUUGAACCAUCUUGAGCAUGUUACUGUAUGUGCAAGCAAAUAAAAAUAAAAUAUGGUGGAUGCUGGAAAUCUGAAAUAGGUGAGAAAAUAGUGGAGAAAUGCAACAGUUGGAGCAGCAUCUGUGGAGAGGGAAGCACAGUUAAUGUUUUAGCUCCAAAGUCGUCUCCUUUGAAUCUUCAGGAUCUGUUUCUCCAGGAUUUUGGUUUUAUUUUAUGUAAUAAGUGCAGGUUGUUAUGAUGUAUUUAGUUUUUUUAAUUAAAGAUUUUGGGACCUCAAUCUUUGUAUAAAAUGCAAUUGUUUAGAUUUCAUUUGAACUAAAGACAAAGAUGAUGUUGAAUAUUAUCUAAUAUUUGCAUUUUAAAGACAAUCCUAUGGUAUGCAAUGGCUAGAACUGAAAUAUGAUCAGCUACCAAUGUAAUCCUAAACAGUCAUAACAAUCUUUUAGAAUUACAGUAUACAUGCAUUCUUAAAAACAAUAUGAAUUCAUUUUUAACCAAAUUUACUGUUCUAUAUAUCAAAUGAUUCUCACUGUUACAGUGUAGACUUAUUUAAUAACAAAUCAGCAGUUCUCAAGCCAUUGGUUAACUGUUGCACGAUAGAGGCGCAAGUAGGAAAAGUUGUUUUUGUUUUAUGGCAUUCUAUGAAAGAAUUGUUCCAACGAGCACCAUGUAUCAGGAUAUAUGUGUUACUUUGGCAGUUUCAAACUUUGAAAUUUAAGCUCACAAGUUUUAAGAAUACUCACUUUUAAUCUAAACUUAAUUUAAAUGUUUCCAAAAACCUUUUGGCAGACUACUUAAAAAAGACUGUGUUGAUUUUAUUGUUAGAAAAAGCUUGAUGUAUUAUUAAACAGAGGAUGAAUGA
Molecule: messenger RNA, 5959 nt
Organism: Stegostoma tigrinum
Lineage: Eukaryota; Metazoa; Chordata; Chondrichthyes; Orectolobiformes; Stegostomatidae
Product: C4b-binding protein-like
Exons: 13
Coding region: 1589-2641 (350 amino acids)
Source: RefSeq, a predicted model, not a curated record